Messenger RNA from Galleria mellonella (greater wax moth), 5131 nucleotides. RefSeq names its product integrin beta-PS (gene mys). The coding region runs from base 487 to 2994 and encodes 835 amino acids. Gene Ontology annotation, biological process: integrin-mediated signaling pathway; cell migration; cell adhesion mediated by integrin. The record is from RefSeq and is a predicted model, not a curated record. NCBI's taxonomy places the organism in Eukaryota, Metazoa, Arthropoda, Insecta, Lepidoptera, Pyralidae. The transcript is spliced from 17 exons. Gene Ontology annotation, molecular function: integrin binding. Gene Ontology annotation, cellular component: cell surface; focal adhesion; integrin complex.
CUGUUCAAUUAGUCACGCGUAUAUCCGGCGCGGGCGCACGACGUGCGGUUGCUUGCGCUCCGUUCAAAAAUUAACGUAACGUCAAUUAAAAAAUAAACAUACAUCUCGAUGUCGAAUGCUAGAUUUUAAACGUGACUGUUUCAAUAUUUGUUUUCUAAAAACAGGUAUGUUAAUUUUUAAGAAUAUCCAUCAAGUUUAACAAUUAGGGCGAGUGCGAGAUUAUUAUAAGUAUCUAAUAUUAAAAAAUUGUGUUGUAAUAUAAAUAAAAGUAGUGGCAUUAAAUUUUAUAUGAAUAAUAUGCCUAAAGUAGAAAUGUUUUAAAGUAUAUGUGAAGUGCAUCGUUUCGUUUAUAAAGUUUGUUUGCAAAGUGUGAGUCAACAUAUGACACUGACUUGCGAUAACAACAGUGUCGCUGUUCAUAAGUGUAUAAAAGUUAACUAUAUGUAAUAAAUUUUUGAGAUUUUGAUCUGAUUACAAACAAACAAAAUGUAUACACGAUCGAAUAUGUUACGUGCAAGUAUAUGGGCAUAUAUACUGGCCACCAGCUGGGCGCAGUACGCCGAACAGAUGCUCGCACAGAACCCGUGCUCCAGCAAGACCACUUGCAGCGACUGUAUCAGAACGGCGUCUUGUGCUUGGUGCUUCGCUGCCGAGUUCAACGGGCCGCGUUGCUUCAACCCCGCCAUUGAAGGUGGCACCGCAGGAUGUGAUGAAGCUUACAUAUUUAACCCGGAUAAUGAUCUCGCUACUACAUCGAGCAGAGAGCUUAGUAGAGCAAAAGGUCGUAUGGGUAUGGGUUCGUCGUAUUACGAAGAGUCGGCGAGUGCGAAGGGAGGUGGUUUCGCAGCAGCAGGCGGCGCUGCUGGUGGGGCGGCCGGCGCCGGUGGCCACGGCGAGAAUUUGGUACAGAUCAAACCCCAGAAGGUCGGACUGAAGUUAAGAAUGAACCAAAAACAAGUCCUGACAUUCGAGUACUCUCAAGCCCAAGACUAUCCAGUAGAUCUGUACUACCUUAUGGACCUCAGUAGAUCGAUGAAAAACGACAAAGAGAAGCUUAGUACACUUGGCAGUUUGCUAUCUAGUACUAUGAGAAAUAUUACAUCGAAUUUCCGAAUUGGUUUCGGCUCUUUCGUAGACAAACUUGUUAUGCCUUACGUGUCCACAGUACCAAAAAGUUUGAUAUCGCCAUGUGACGGUUGCGCAGCGCCGUACGGCUUCAAAAAUCAAAUGUCACUUAGCAAGGACACGGACUUUUUUGAUCAAGCAGUUGCGAAAGCAGAUGUGUCCGGUAACUUAGACGCGCCGGAGGGCGGCUUCGAUGCUAUCAUGCAGGCUGUCGUAUGCAAAAGCGAAAUCGGCUGGCGGGACCAAGCUCGUCGGCUGCUUGUAUUCUCCACUGAUGCUGGCUUCCAUUACGCUGGUGACGGAAAGCUCGGCGGUAUAGUGCAACCAAACGAUGGUGAAUGCCAUAUGGAAAACGACUCCUACACACAUUCCACUCUGCAAGACUAUCCCAGCAUUUCACAGAUCAAUCUCAAGGUGAAGGAGCAUGCGAUCAACGUCAUAUUUGCCGUGACGGCGGAGCAAAUUAGUGUGUAUGAAGAGUUAAGCAAACACAUCGAGGGCUCCAGUAGCGGCGUGCUCAGCGACGACUCGGGGAACGUUGUCGAUUUAGUGCGGGAACAGUAUAAUAAAAUUACGUCAACAGUGGAGAUGAAGGAUACUGCAAGUGAUGCCUUGCAAAUAACAUAUUACUCAUCGUGUCUGGGCGGAAAAGAAGUCGUGCAGACAAACAAGUGUGAUGGCCUCAAGGUGGGAGACGUCGUUAAGUUCACCGCAGAAAUAACACUGAAAGAAUGUCCCAAGGAUCCCAGCAAAUGGAAACAGAUGUUCAAUAUUUACCCGGUCGGCGUAUCGGAGAUGUUGGCAGUUGAAGUCGAAAUGAUUUGCGACUGCCCCUGCGAACACAAAAAUCACUUUGCAUACAACGACAGCCCACUCGUGUGCAGCGGGCACGGUAUAUCGGCAUGCGGCGUGUGCGUGUGCGAGCCGGGCCGCUUCGGCAAGGGCUGCGAGUGCUCGGCGCACGGCGGCGUGUCGCUGGAGCAGGAGCGCGGCUGCCGCCCCACCAACGCCUCCACCGGCCCGCUCUGUUCCGGCCGCGGCACCUGCAUCUGCGGCGUCUGCGAGUGCGAGAAGAUGGACGACCCUAACAAGGUGAUAUCUGGCCCGUUCUGCGAAUGCGAUAACUUUACUUGCGACAUGAAUCACGAAAAAUUAUGUUCGGGCCAAGGCGAGUGCGUGUGCGGCCGCUGCAACUGUCGGCCGGAGUACACCGGGCCCGCCUGCCAGUGCCUGCUCGACCAGAAGCCUUGCAUCUCGCCCGAAAAUGGCGAGAUAUGCAGUGGAAAUGGAAAGUGUGUAUGCGGACAAUGUGUCUGCAAUGUCAACGACAAUCGUCACUAUUCUGGAAAAUAUUGUGAGAAAUGCCCCACAUGUCCGGGCCGCUGUGGCGAGUUUAAGGAGUGUGUCCUCUGCGAGGUGCACAAGCGUGGGCCUCUGUUCCAGCCCGACAAGCCUGUCGGCGAACAAUGUGGAAACUGCGCACUCUUCCCCGUUGUAGAGGAGGGGAAAUUAGUAGCGAACGAAAAUCAAAGCGAACAUUUAUGUAGUUUCUACGACGACGAAGACUGUCUCUACUUGUAUGUGUAUUCAUACCCCGAGUCACACCAAGUGCAUAUCAGAGCGCAGAAGGAACGAGAUUGCCCCAAGAAGGUAUUUAUUUUAGGCAUAGUGUUGGGCGUGAUCGCGGCCAUUGUUCUGGUGGGGCUGGCAUUGCUUAUGCUGUGGAAGAUGGUGACCACAAUACACGACCGAAGAGAGUUUGCGCGCUUCGAGAAGGAGAGAAUGAUGGCUAAGUGGGAUACGGGUGAAAAUCCUAUUUACAAGCAAGCGACGUCCACAUUUAAAAAUCCUACAUACGCCGGGAAAUAAGUAUCGUCUAAAUAUGAUCGUCAGAAAUGUAGGAAAUAUAGAUUGUUAUGAGCUUAGUACGUAGAUAUAUGUUAUUACAAUUAAUAAAUUGUGAGUCGUGUAUGAAUAGCACGUGAAUUCAAGUAACAUUUGAGAAAGGUUUAUGCAAUUCAGGUGAAGAUUUUAAUUGAAUGAUAUAUAUGUAAAGUUGCCUUAACAUGUGCCUUUUAAAGUUUUUAUAUUUAAAAAUCCGUGGAAACUAAAAAAUCGUCCAAUUAAUAUUUCGCAAACCCGUAAUUUAUUUUAAUAAAUAUUUUUUUAGAUCUUGAACUAAUCCAGAUUAAUCAUAUUUUAGAAAAUAACUUAAAAUUGGUAAUCCUUUAACCGCCUCAGUCGGAUCUAUAAUACAAUUAUUUUCAUAUUUGUACCCAUUCUGUUUUAUUUAGCCGACUGAGACUUUUGCUUGUAUGUUUCUUAUGUUCAAAUGCUUACUACAUUAAUUCAGUAAUAAAAUAGGGACAGAAUAUAGAACAAAAGUUGACAAUAUCCUGAAGCUAUUUGUCAUAGACAAAAAUAAUAAAAUAAAUCAAGUACAAUAUAAAGUUGCAGAUUUGAGUGAACUUGAUCAGUGCAACUGCUACAAGUCCAAGCGGUCAAAAGUUUAAUUAUAUAAUUGUUUCUAAGUGUUUCAUCUAUACGAUUUUUAAAGAUUUAUAUAAUAAUUAAAAAGCAAAUGAGGCCUGUUAAUCUCAACAAUAAUAUAUUGUACGCUUUUUGUACUUAUGUGUGUGGAUGUUGUAUGUACUUAUGUGUUUGUGUGGCUUGGUCAUAUAUUUGAUCCCUCGAAUAUCUUAUGUUCAAAUAAUAAUGAAAUCAAAUAGAUAUAAUAUUGAAAUAUGUAAAUCAGAUAUUAAUAAUUAUGGUAUGAUUGAAAAAAAUCUUGAAUCUUCUAAGAUUUGAUUACUUCGCAAUGAUUUUAGUAUUUCAAUAAUAUCUCUAUAUAAUAACUUGCAAUUAAUUAAUUGCGAAGUGUCUAAUUUUGAAUAAAGGCUUAAUAACAUAAGAACUGAAUCUAAUCUAAUCGUUUGUAACAAAAUGUAUUUGACUGAUAAAUAACCUUGUACUCAUGUUUGGGUAAAAUCGAUUACCAAUCCAAGACGGAUUUGUUUUUCUCGCAAUAAUGCAAUGGAUACUCAAUUUUCAACCGACUUCAACACUCAGGAGGACCUCAGGAGAAUCUUAGCCAAUUGUUCACCAAUUUCCAUGAUUAUGAAUAUGAUGAUUAUUUCAUUAUGAUCCUCUUUAAAACUUCUCAAAACUGAAGUCGGUUUUUUAAGUAUUAAAUUGUCAUGAUUUUGAUUUCGUUUAUAUUAAUCUUAUGUAUAACAUGUUAGAUUGAAAAUCGUAAAUUUUUAUGUGUAUUGAGUGUUCACUGCCAACAACUAGUUAGUGUUUUGUGGUAUAAUGCGAACUAGUGUAGAAAUGUAAGGUUUAAAAAUGGCUUCCUCGUGUAUCCGGUGCCUUAUAUAAUACGAAAAAAGUAUAGUGCCAUCAAUGAUAAUAUUUUAAGUAUGUAAAUGUUUUACUGUAUUUAUUGUAACGAUUAAUAAUUUUGUACGUAAUUUUUAUUUCUAACCGAAUACAUAGUUGUCACAUUUUAUUAUGCAAAACAUUGCAUUUUUUAUACUAUGUUGUUUUGACAAUAUUUUAUUGAUAAUAUUAUAUAUACAUAUUCUUAUAAGUUUAACUUUAUUGUAAACGUGUAUGACAGUAGUGAGCGUGAUUAUCAGCUUUUAUGAAUAAUUAUAUUAAUUUUGAUAUUAAUAUGUUUCUGGAUGCUUUCAAUUCCAGAAAAUAAUGAUUAAAUUUUAUUUGACUAUAAAUAUAGCUCUGCCUCUACGAUUGUUUACAUGGAACAUUCUAGGAUUAUCCAUAAUGGAAGUUUUGUUAGUAUUUUUUUUUAUCUCAUUCUAAGUCAUUUCAAAUAUUAACAAAUAUCGAAAUUUUUUUAUAUAAUGUUUUAAGCUAUUAAAUUAAUUUUAUAUAAUUUUCUUUUUAGACCAGACGUAUUAUUGACUAAGUGAUGUGAAAAACAUCUAAAUGUACAUAAAUAUUUUAGCAAUGGUCUCUAAUGUAGCUAAUAAAAAAUUAACUCUAA